Messenger RNA from Puccinia graminis f. sp. tritici CRL 75-36-700-3, 3149 nucleotides. RefSeq lists its product as uncharacterized. Gene Ontology annotation, cellular component: plasma membrane; fungal-type vacuole membrane; endosome. Lineage: Eukaryota; Fungi; Basidiomycota; Pucciniomycetes; Pucciniales; Pucciniaceae. The record is from RefSeq and is a predicted model, not a curated record. The transcript has 6 exons. Gene Ontology annotation, molecular function: 1-phosphatidylinositol 4-kinase activity. The coding region runs from base 1 to 2601 and encodes 866 amino acids. Gene Ontology annotation, biological process: Golgi organization; phosphatidylinositol phosphate biosynthetic process; endosome organization.
AUGGAACGCGAAUUACUACUCAACAAGCACAAGAAGAAUGUUGAGGGUGAUAACGAUAGCAAUCUCAAGCGAUACAAACUGAACAUCGACUCAUCAAGAUCACUCUUCACAAAGAUCAAGUCAUCAAUCCCAACAAACAACAACAACAGCAGCAGCAGUAGCAGCGACCGACAUGCUGGAGCUCUCAAGUCUCCCAAUACCAUCAUCUCAAACAAACCAUCAACUCGAAUAUCAAAAGGAAAGCUAAAGAAACGAGUGCGAGCAGAAAUCACCCAAAGACCCAUCCCAGUCAUCGAGACCGUCUUUGUCUCUCAAGCUCAACCAAACAACUUCACCCAACAAGCCAAACCAUCCCAACCACGAACACUUGACCAUCUAGCCCCUACCUCCCAUCAGGAGUUCGCGUCGGUCGUCAACAGCCUCAAGCGCUCGAUCAGCAAUCCAACUAAACCUCUCCUACCCAAAUUAAACCAAUCAGGCAGCUCGGGGAGCUACUUCUGUCGAGAUUACAUCAACCAAUCUUCAUCUACUUCCCUCCAUCAAAAUAAUCAGGAUACCAAUCCUGAGAAGAUAGAGAUCGUGGGGAUCUUCAAACCAAAGGAUGAAGAACCUUAUGGGGCGAUGAAUCCUAAAUGGACCAAGUGGGCCCAUCGCGUCUUUCUGGCUCCUCUUAUCGGUGGAUUUGGUCGAGGUUGUUUAAUUCCCAAUCUUUCUUACCUGAGUGAGGCAGCAGCAUCGUUGUUGGACAGAAGAUUGAAGACGUUCAUAGUGCCUAGAACAGAAGUCAUCUCAAUCAGUUCACCGACGUUUUUCUACUCUUGGUUAGAUCUGCGCAAACCGGAACUACCGGCAAAACCAGGCAGUUUUCAAUUGUUCUGUCAGGGGUUUCAAGAUGCUUCGAUUUUCUUGAAGAAACAUCCCUGGCCAGGUUUUCCCAUCAGUGAAGAUCAGACCGAGAACAUCAGGAAGAAACCUAGGAGAUUCAGUUUAUUUCGAUUGCUCUGUGGGCAUAGAAGAAAUCGAGACACGGACUCAGAAGAUGAAGACCCGACAUUCGUUGAGCACACUCCUGAUCCUCUUCCCAAGGUGCGCUCCUGUACAGGUAGCUGCCGAGAUCACAACAAAGAUUGGGUUUGGACGUUUGAAUUGAUGGAAGAUUUUCGAAUCGAGAUGGAAAAACUAGUCAUAUUGGACUAUCUGAUGCGAAACACCGACAGAGGUCUAGACAAUUUUAUGAUCAAAGUGUGUAAUGCACCAAGUUGCACAAAUCGUCGACAUGUCAAAACGUCUAACACGUCGCCCUCGACCAGCACGAUUCCACAAGGUGAAAAUACCAACCAAGAACCAACAAGUGAGGAUUAUCAGCAUCGUCCUCAUUGCCAUGUUGCGGCGAUCGAUAACUCUUUAGCUUUUCCUCACCACCAUCCCAACGGCUGGCGAGAAUACGCAUAUGGAUGGCUAUUCUUACCAGCAUCAUUGAUAGGACAGCCAUUCUCACGUACCACGCGGGAGUACUUUCUUCCUCUACUGACCUCCCAACAGUGGUGGGCAGAAACUGUACACGAGUUACGGAAGCUGUUUGGAAUCGAUCCCGAUUUCAAUGUCCAAAUGUUUGAACGACAGAUGGCGGUGAUGAAAGGACAGGCUUGGAACAUUGUCGAAAGCCUCAAGCAUGAGGAGGAGGGGCCAUUAGAGUUGUGUCGGAGGCAGAAGGCAUUAGUGUGGGAUGAACCUGUACAGGUGGUCUGGGAUGAGCUCGAUCAGGCAAUCGAUUUUGACUCUCCCGGAGAGAUCGAUCACGGAUCAGGAGAGCUCCAAUCUACUAGUGCACCAGCCAGCCAAUCUUACUUCCCAACUCCCCCCAUGAAAAUCGUCACACCCAGCAAGCGACCGGCCAUACGGCGUGGAUGGUCUUCUCGAACAUCAGGGAGUCACAAAAUUCCUCCCCGUCCAGUCGGAUUAGCCUCCCACCAUCUGGCACUCGACGGAGCAAGAGGAUUGGACGUGAUGAAACAGAUGGAUGCCUUAGAGGCCUGGCACACCGAAUCUGAGAUCGAUGUUCCAAGCUUUCGAAGCCAUCAACGAGCUCAACAUCGUUCGACUCUCAAACCCCGCUCUCUUCAUCAUCUUACAAAACCACGCUCUCAAGAUCAGCAAGACCCGGAAUUUGAGGGGCGAAGGGUCAGCGGAGACGAACAACCAAGCGCCCCGAAUGGCUUACUGCCCUCGCGAAGGACCAAGAGCAUCAACAACAUCACCGCCGUCGAUGAGGCUCGCCCCCUCCUUCAGGCUCAUCGUGCCAAGAUCCAGAGUCGAAUCGAGCGGGGCAAACUGGGCCUGAUCUCAAUCCGCUCCAAUCCACAUGCAACCCGACUGGGAUCAUACAAGACCAAGAAAGCGAAAGCGGGACCAAGCCUGCCCGCUGAGGAACAAGUGUUCAGCGACCCUGAACCCGAUGCCGACGAUGAAGAGGACGAGGACCCAGAGGACCUCGAGAACAUCGACGCUGACGAGGAUGUCGAUGACGGUAGACAGAUUACUAUCGGUGUCGUCGAGAAACUCGAAUUCGUCGUAGCCCAACCAUUCUUCAAGAAUUGUUGAUCAACUCCAAAAAAAAUAAAACUCUUCGCAUCCCGGCUCCGAUAAAUAUGUUCCUUUUGUUGAUUUAUGGAGUAACAAUCCAAGCGGAUUCUUGCUCUUUUUGGGGCUCGGGGCUUUUAAAAGUAUAUAUAACGUCGGCGAGGUUAGUCGGCUGUUUUUUUGACUACUAUGAAGAUAUAUACGUGUUGCAUUCUCUUUCUCUUCACGAAUCAUAUUUUUCUCUAUCUUCUUCUGUUACUAAUGAUGUAAGUAUAUGUACAACCCUGCUUGUCCAUUUGUAUCUACCUUGACUCGAAAUAUUUCAUUUGUGUGAUAUACAUAUAAGCUUAUCAUCAGUGUAGUUGUUUGUGCAGUUCAUGUUGUUGUUUUGAUUUAUUGUUGAUUUGAUGUAUGUUUUAUCAUGUUUGUAUGUAGUUGGUUGUUAAAAAAAGAAGAUAGCACUUGAGAAGUCGAGUAUCAUAGACAAUUAAUCCUAAGAUGCAGGGUGAUCAUGAACUGCUGGCGAGUUGUGUCGACACCCUCAAAUCACCAAAGUCAAUAAUAAUUAU